AUGAGAAAGACAGGCAAGCAACUUAUCAAGUUUCUAUGUACAGAUAGUGAAUUUGUUGCAGUGUUUGGAAAUUAUUUGAGUCGAUUUUCAUUAGCCAAACAUACUUACUGCUAUAAUCAAAAAAGUUAUGUACAAUUGUAUUUGCAAGAAAAUAAAAUUGAUGAAGAUGUUUCGAAUAUUAAAACUAUUAAAGUAAUACCUCCAGAAAUGACUGUAGAAUGGUUUCAAGAAAAGAUUAAAGAUAUUAAAGGACAUCAAACAUUGGAUGGACAAUUGAGAAUUAGAUUUCAUAUAAAUCAAGAGCAUUAUUCUUAA
This is a messenger RNA of Cetraspora pellucida, 315 nucleotides long. The record is from the annotation of a GenBank genome assembly. NCBI's taxonomy places the organism in Eukaryota, Fungi, Glomeromycota, Glomeromycetes, Diversisporales, Gigasporaceae.